Spirometra erinaceieuropaei is the source of this 3669-nucleotide messenger RNA. The record is from the annotation of a GenBank genome assembly. NCBI's taxonomy places the organism in Eukaryota, Metazoa, Platyhelminthes, Cestoda, Diphyllobothriidea, Diphyllobothriidae.
AUGAAUAAGAUGACGGAGGAACAAAUGUUCGGUAAGUCAUAGUUGUUUAAUUGUAUCUCAAAAGAGGUUAACUGAUUGGUAAACAGUUUAUCUAAACCGCUUUACUAACUUAAACACCCGUUAAAACAUGGGCAUUCUGAAUCACUUAAUAUUUUGGACAAACAUUCUGGAAGUGCUUAUGGACUGUAAGAGUCUCUAGCUUUUUUUGGACUUGCUUGUGCCUUAGAAAUGGGAGCCGCGCUGAAAAAAUGUUUAAUUUCCUAAAAUAAUAAUCUAAGACUUUAUUGUUUUGCUCGCUAGAUGCAGUUUGUAAUCGUUAUUGUAAUAUAACGCCUAAACGUGCAUAAAACAUAGGUAUAUAUUGGCCUUCAUGGUCAUGCGUAUAAAGUUUAAACAUGGCGCAUCACUAUCGGUUGUAUUUAAAAGGCCUUUGUAAACGAAACUAUGAUUUUUAAUUUAAGGUUUCAUUACAAGCGUAAUUAAAUGCGUUCCUACAACAUCAAUUAUUUUUAGUCUCAAGUAAUACUGGUACGUCAUCUAAUUUUUCAAAGCAAAAUACCCUUUGGUUGGGCGUAUUCUAUUCGCUGCCGCCUUAAUUUAACAUAUUUUUAGGCUUUUGAUAGGUAAAUAAUCUUCAAAAGUUAUUGAUUAAUAUUUCAGAAAGACUGCCUUUUUCGAAACAUCGUAAGUUUGGCGUCGGUUUUUCAAUAUCUGUCUGAGUUUUGUUAACUCACCCCUGGUACCAGACAGCAAAAUUUCAAACUGAUUUCAAGACUUUUUUUGGUUUAAUAAAAACGCCCACUUUGUAAUUAUCACUUAGGUUACCUCACGGUAAUUUCGGUUUGGCCACCUAUCUUGUAAAAGUAAACCUCCUUAUUCACCAAAAAUCAAAAAAGGCGAUAUAUUUGGAUUAACGCAAACUGUAUCUUCGGCUUGAAGCGGUCUUUAAAUUGUGCGCAUUUUAUAGACGGCGCAAGUCAAUUUUCCACAAAACAAUCCCACCACAUCUACAAAGGCCGUUGGCGGCUUCGCGAUGCUCUACAAUGUUUACUACACAUAUUUGUUUCAGUUCCGUGUUGCCUGGUACUUUACAAUUAUGACAAGUAUUCACCAUGGUGGAAAUGGGAACGCUCAGAUGGCUGUAUUCUGAAUCUGACCAAAUUGCUUAAUUCGGCCGUUGUAAAUUAAUUAUGUGAAAACGUCUAUUUGAGUUUGCCUGUCUCGUGCUUUGUAGGAACCUUCCUCUAUCACGAGUUCGAUCAAAGCAUCAACCGUCACGAGUUCAUGCUAUACUGGAUAAUGGAUGUGGGUAAACAAAACAUAACAAAGGUAUGUACGUGUUCUUCUACGUUCUUUGUCCAUUUAAUUAUGUAUUUUCAUCUAGCUUUAGAGAUUAACUACACGCUCGGAUUCACUUAAUGUUCUGAAAACUUUUAUUAUUCCUAGUUUAAGUGCGGAACGUGGAAUGGAGACAUCUGCGGCGGUAAGGGUGUCUACACAAAGCCUUGUGGUGAGCGGCUUAUAACAGUGCAAAUUAAACCAUUUAAUUUAAACUUAAGAAGAAGCUGGCUAUUGCUGAUUGCGCCCAAAACUCAGUAUGUUUUUACGAAAAAUUACGAGCCAUUUUAAGCUAUUUGAAUGUGAGAUACUAGGUGUGAUUUGUAUGUUUACACUGACGAUCAGUUUUGUUAACAUUAAAAAUGAAAUUAGAGUUUCACAUUGUAAGAGCAAGCAUCGUAACUAAACAAAAUCCUACAAAAACGAACCGAACAUCGAAAUGUCAAUGCAGAUUUGCCGUUUAUUAUUAACAUGUGUCUGUGUUCGCACCAAGUAUUUUCUACUGUUAAUACGACGGAUAUUUUUAAAAUUCAACGAGAUCAAAAAGGUGGCCUUGUGUUUUGUUUUACCAUGAUCUGAUCAACCGGAGUUUAGGAAAUGUAAGUUAUUAAAUGGGGGCGGAGGUGUAUGGUAAUUACAAUAUAAAAAGUAGAAAAAUGCGCUUCUGAAACUUCUUUAUGUCAAACAGAUGCAAAUGAGUGUAUGGCGGUGAAAAAUAACACUGCUGCGAACAUUGUCGUUCUCAACAGUCUAACAUUUGCAAAACCUUGUAAAUGGCGUCGCAACAUGCCUAGGAUAUAGCGCCAAUGAAAAUGUAUAACUGUUUUGAAAAAUCUCAUGCAUGUUAGUAAAAAUCGCUUUGAAGGCGUGGGGAUAAUUGCUUUGAAUGGAUGUACAGUCAAGUCAAGUAGGACGAUAUUUCUUUGUUUGGCGUUACCUAGAAAUAUUGCGGACUAGGAGUUUGUAAACCAGGGAAUAAAGUACCCACAAACGCAGUUUAUAUGUCACACAUUGCUGUGGUCUUGGAAACUAUACUACUAGUAUAAAUUUGCUCUAAAUUUCCGUUUCGUGUGCAGUGUUGAAAUAUAAUAAAAUCGAUUGCACCUCUGUGAUGGAAGAAAUGUGAGAUGGUCUUUGCUGCCUGCGACACAAGGCCUCAAGUACCAAAAAAUAGCGAAAAUCUUUACUUGCGUUACGGGCAUACUACCAAACACAUUGCUCAGCCUAAUUAAAGCAGAAGACUGGCUGAGCACCAAUGCAGUCUGUCUAUUAUUCUGAACUUUCUAACUGGUGCAUGUGCCAAUCGUCAAAGGUAGUAACAACAACAAAACAAUCGACAAGUAUUUGGCGUGCUAACGAAUUAUCGAUCGAUUAUCCAAGACUGGAGGCGACUGCGCAGGGCUCUGUGCCUCAGCGCUAUAUCGAUCAAUCGAUUGGCUGAGUUCUCAUUCGUGGCUGUGACCCAAAUCAAUGAUCACCUUGUUUUGUUUGCGGCGUGGGCUAUUAUCUUGGAGGCUGUGACGCUUCCGAUGCUCGGCCAACUUUCAUCUUUUCUUCUGCCCACACAUGGAACUCGGAAUUUCGCCUACAUUGAACAGUGGUAAACACCUGCAUGGUUUUGAAAUUAAAGCCGAGAGCUUUGUUUAAAUAUAAGUUCAUUUAAUAAGAGAUUUUCACUUUCAGUUCUCUACAAGUAUGGUCAGCUGGUGAUAUUUGCCUACCGCGCGAAGCUUAAGAAGCUUAACAAAGAAGAAUACACCUGUGUGCUAAACGGCACAGAAACGCAGACAAAAGUCAUAAGGAAAACAGGUUUGUAUUUUCACAAACAGGGCACAGUUUUUGGUUUGGUGUACUAUAUAAAUUUUAAGUUUUAGAAUAUGGGAGAACGCAGUUAUGCGUGUUGUGUUCAACAAUUAUAUACUUUAUUGGAUGUAAAUAUAAUAUAAAUUUAGUCGACACUGUGGAUAUAGGGGCCAACGAAGGGUAAAGAAAGAUCUUAAAAUUUUGCGCUUUAUUAAUCUUUCAAUUUUAAUUAUCAUAUUUAAAAGUUUUUAAUUUUACAACGAAACUUUCAUUCUAGCUCUCCAGCCGGCAUCACAAAUUAGAACGCAACAUUCGAUAAUAGGAUAGCGUUAUUCCCGACCUAUAGCUGCAGACGACACCCGACGCAUAUACUCUGGCCAAAUAAUUGGUUUUAGAUAUAAUAAAUAAGUGUAUCUAAGUGGGUAGUAGCCAUGCGCUGGUAGGUCUGAGUAAAAAGUAUUAAUUAACCUUUACAGAAUUGAAUUAUUAUUGUUGUUUCUAUUCCUUACAGUUUCCUUGGAAUUCUAA